Messenger RNA from Artibeus jamaicensis (Jamaican fruit-eating bat), 3140 nucleotides. It is a transcript of the gene BTLA, whose product is annotated as B and T lymphocyte associated. The record is from RefSeq and is a predicted model, not a curated record. The transcript has 6 exons. Gene Ontology annotation, cellular component: plasma membrane. Lineage: Eukaryota; Metazoa; Chordata; Mammalia; Chiroptera; Phyllostomidae. Gene Ontology annotation, molecular function: signaling receptor activity. Gene Ontology annotation, biological process: immune response-regulating cell surface receptor signaling pathway. Bases 223 to 1158 code for a protein of 311 amino acids.
CACUCAGUGUGACAAGAAGCAAAACCACAGGAUACCACGUACUCUUGCAGUUCGCUUUGUUUCUCAAACUAUUCAGAAUCUUCCUAUUGUGUGCUCCUACAUCCUCUCUCUUUAUUUCACAGAUGUCGCUGGGGUGGUUAACCUGAUCCAACCCUGAAGAACUUGGGGGAGGAAGGGAAGCCUUCUGUCUGAGAAGUGUUCCCAUCCUGACAUGCACAAGAAAUGAAGACAUCGCCUGCCAUGCUUGGAACUGGGAAGUCGUUUUGGGUCCUCUUCUUAAUCCCGCAUCUGGGCAUCUGGAGUAUUGACGGGGAAGAAUCAUGUGAUCCAUAUAUUCAUAUUGAGAGAGAUUCCGUGUACACAGCCUUUAGAGGAAAAUCAUUUUACCUGGAAUGUCCUGUGGAUAUCUGUGCUAAUGUACAAAAUGCAACCUGGUGCAAGAUUGAAGGAGAAAAGUGUCCACCUCUUUUGCAAACACCUCAUACAAAAAUGAAGUGGGAUGAAAGGAAAACUACUAGGGUUUAUCUUCUGUAUUUUGAUCAAGCACAGGCUAGCGACAAUGGAUCAUACCGCUGUUCUGCAAAUGUUUUUUCUGGACUCCUUGAAAGCUUCUCAAUAACUCUUUAUGUGACAGAAGAAACUCAAAAUAAUUCAGAACAUCUUCUAAUCACACUGACUAACAUUUCAGAUACAACCGAUGCUUCAGGACCACCAUCCAAAAACAAGACAGAGGACAGACAAUCGAUCCUUUAUAGUUUGGUUCCUUUGGGAGGACUGCCUCUGCUCAUUACUGGUUUCUGCCUAUUCUGCUGCCUGAGAAGGCACCGAGGGGAACAAAAGAAGCCUUCUGAGACAGCAGAAAGGGAAAUGCAUGUGGCUGACGUUCCUCAGCCCUCUAAGAGUGAGCAAACUGAAGUGGGCACCAGGCAGACUUCCCCAAACCUGCCAUUAGAGACUGAAGUUUAUGAUAAUGAUCCCUGGUUUGGGGUACAGGAGGAGCCUGGGGUCUAUGCUAACCCAUGUCUGGAGGAAAACAAACAGAGCAUUGUGUAUGCUUCGCUGAACCACUCCAUCGUUAAAAUGAACGCAAGACAGGCCAGAAAUGUGAAAGAAGCACCUACAGAAUAUGCAGCCAUAUGUGUGCGGAGUUCAACCUAGUCCCGACCUCCCACCAGCGAUCCCUGGACGAUCUGCCUGUAGGUACCAUUACCUGAGACCUACAGAAUGUAAGAUCAUAUUCCUGGACCCUGAGAAGUUUCACUUCAAGGGCAUUCAUGUUGGUGCUUGGGUCUUAAGGGUCCUUAGGACAAAUAACUAAAAUUUCUCACAGAAAAUUCUUUUGGAACAUUUUAUGUUAUUGCUGUGAGCAACAAAAUCUCCUCUCCAAAACUGAGUGGUAUCAUGAAUAGCAGGGUGGUAGAACAUUUAAACUUAGUUACAUUUCACCCAAUAUAUGAAGUCAAUACUUUCUUUGGAACUAUCAGAAAGGUAUGUAGGGAAGAGAGAUGCUAUCUGGAUAAGUUUAGUAUAUUCUUGAAAAAGAAUGAACCAAUUUAACCAAUUAACCAUAAAUAUGGUAAUGAUAAUAUGUUUAUUCCAGUUAAUAUUUGAUAAUAAAAAAUUCUCUCUAAUGAUAUAAUGUUGGGGUUUCUUAACUGUAAAGAGAAAUAAUUUUAGACUUGUGAACAUAAGAAAAGAGUGGAAAGAAUAAAUCGUGUAAUAAAGAUGUGGAAUAUACCAACAAGGUGGGGGUAGAUGCUCCCCAUGCCUGAGAAGCAAAUGUUUAUAUCUGCCAGUUAGAUCACAGACAGAUAUCUGUGGUAAUGGAGCAAUUAGUGCAUGAUGCAUUUAUAAACAACGUGGUGACUCUCUUUGGGUUGGAUAGACUAAAACAUAUGGAUUGACAUAAUGCUGCUGAACUACUAUACUUGUGGGUGUCUGAAUAAACGUAAAAAUCAGUGAGGAUAGUUAUCAUCAGGCAGGUUUGGUGGUUUAAACUGCUUCUUGGUUGACCUGAUGUCAAAUUAAAAGCACAAUGGAUGGAAUGGAGAGAACUACUGAAUAUUUAGUUGGCCAGUAUGGUUCAAUGUAUUUUCAUUCACAACAUCUAUAUCUUGCUGUUUUCUUUACUAAGGAAUCAGGGCAAAUCAUACAUAGUGAAGUAGUACAAUUUGAUAACCAUUUGUUUUAAAUAUUGAGGUUGCACCCACUUAAAAGUAUAGCAAGAAUAUGUUUCAGUUUUCCAGAGUACUUGAGUCUAAUUAUUUCAAAAAUAGCCUGCAACUUCAUUCAACAGUUUGAGGCUAUUAGGGUUGUCAGGUGCUGCUACUAAGUAAUGCAAUGGGUCUUAUACAACGUGGAUAGCAGAGGUUAGAAUCCAUUUUAACAAAUACAUGAGCUGCUGUACAAAUGAAUGUGAAGGGUGUGUGUGUGUGUGUGUGUGUGUGUGUGUCAGCAUCUAGGAGGAAGGGUGGGGACUUACAGAAAUGGUAAAAGAGAAACUGACAAAAUCAACAGACCAUUUCGGUUUGCUCUAAGCUCAAAAUACCAGAGCAAGUGAGUCAUUAAAAGAAGUUUAUUAAAAUAAUGUAUGAAAUUAUAGGGAUUGGAGUAUGACAUCCCAUAAAAGUUUUUGUCCCAAAAAGACAAAACAGAUUUUGCGACUGAACAUUUCUUAUGUAACACUGACUAUAAGAUUUUGACCCCUGGAUCGGGGUGGCGAGUAUUGUUUCAGAGUCGUUAUUAUCUACCCAGUAUGACAUCCUUACUCCUAGGAUUUCAGGCAACCAGUUCUAGGUAGGUCUUUUCAGCCAAGCUGCAUUUACAGAAAACUUAAUGUACAAGAGAUAAAUGAACUGCCCAUGGUAUUCUUAAAAAUAGAGACAGGAAGUAUGGGAGGAUACAUGUAGCUGUCCUUAUCAGAUAAAUAUGCAAAGUUGAACAGUUCCUUUAAAGUGAAUUAAAAAUAUAUAUAUAUUUUUGUUUACUCUUGACAAUAUUUGGAGCAUGUAUUACUGUAAUGUUGAUAAUUAUUUCAUCUGUUAAUGAUUUAUACUUAUAUUUGUACAAUGCUUCCAAAAUCACAAAUCAUUUAUGUAUUUCCUCUUAAAAGUUAUCAGAGUUAUAUAUGUAUUUCACAA